Messenger RNA from Acanthamoeba castellanii str. Neff, 639 nucleotides. RefSeq lists its product as uncharacterized. Bases 1 to 639 code for a protein of 212 amino acids. Gene Ontology annotation, biological process: recombinational repair; interstrand cross-link repair. Gene Ontology annotation, molecular function: single-stranded DNA binding. The record is from RefSeq and is a predicted model, not a curated record. Gene Ontology annotation, cellular component: mitochondrial nucleoid; mitochondrial chromosome. NCBI's taxonomy places the organism in Eukaryota, Discosea, Longamoebia, Acanthamoebidae. The transcript is spliced from 3 exons.
AUGGCGAUGAACGAUGAAGGUGGAGCUGAAGAAGAUGAUGAAACAGAGGAUGAUGAAGAUGAGGAUUACGCCGAUGAUGGAGAGACCACACAAUAUUCACCCUUCUUCGGCAAUGCCGCCGCCGCCCCUGCUGCCCCACGACACACCGAGACCUCGUUCGACGGCAUCUCCACGCGGGCCUUCCCGCGCAAGGUGGCCGACCGGCUCGUGGCGCCCGUCGACCCCAACAUCGUCGAGAUCAAGCCCGACGGCACCGUCUACCUGCCCGAGAUCAUGUACCGCCGCAUCCUCAACUCGGCCUUCGGCCCCGGCGGCUGGGCGCUCAUGCCGCGCGGCCCGGCCACGCACGGCGACAAGUUCCUCACCCGCGAGUGGGCGCUCUUCUGCCACGGCCGCUUCGUCGCCCAGGCCAGCGGCGAGAGCGAGAUGCUGACGUCGUUCACGGGGCCGGCGACGGCGCUUGAGGGCGUCAAGUCGCAGGCGCUGGUGCGGUGCUGCAAGGACCUUGGCGUGGCGAGCGAGCUGUGGGACAUGGCCUACGUCACCGACUGGAAGAACAAAAGACGGGCCAGAAGAAGACCCUUUACCGACGCCUGGACCGUCCGCCCUUCCCCUACCCGUGGAAGGAGUCCCAGUUGA